AUGGCAGGCACAGGGGACCUUCCUAAAGGAAAGGGUCAGAAACAUUCACAAAGGAAACGAACCAUGUUCACUGAGAAACAACUGGCAGAUUUAGAAUUCUUGUUCAGCAAGAACCCAUACCCCGCUCCCAGCCUUCAGAAAGAAAUGGCCUCGAAACUGGAGAUACAUCCCACCGUACUGCAGGUUUGGCUCAAGAACCACAGAGCAAAAGUCAAGAAAGCCAAACAACAGCAAUUAGCUGGGGCGGAAGUCAAGGCCAGCUCUUCCAAGAGACCCACGGAUGCCGCUCCAGGAGCCCCCGAUGGUGCCUACCCUGCUUCCCUCGUUUAUACAGAUCACCCCAUACCUUCCUUCCAACUCAGCAUAUGCUCCAAUUUUAAGGCUCUCUCAGACCAUCCUUCUGGCCACAAAAUAGUCCAUUUCGGCUGCUGCCGAGAUCCUAACAUCUACUCCCUAUGUCCCAUUACGGAAUCCCAAAUUCUUUCCACAAGCUUCACUGCUAAUUCUUUGGGUUCUUCAUCUCCACAAAGAACUUAGUGAGCAAAGCCAGACACAAAAGGUCACCUACUGUAACGAUUCUCAAUGAUUCCAGACAAGAGACAGAGUCAGGAUCUACGCAACAUGGAGGCAUUUCAGAAACGGGCUUCGUGGAAAAAAAAAAAAAAAAAAAAAAAGACCCACAAGUGCCCGUGGGGUGGAACUGAGU
Molecule: messenger RNA, 706 nt
Organism: Callorhinus ursinus (northern fur seal)
Lineage: Eukaryota; Metazoa; Chordata; Mammalia; Carnivora; Otariidae
Product: divergent paired-related homeobox-like
Biological process (GO): regulation of transcription by RNA polymerase II
Cellular component (GO): nucleus
Molecular function (GO): RNA polymerase II cis-regulatory region sequence-specific DNA binding; DNA-binding transcription factor activity, RNA polymerase II-specific
Source: RefSeq, a predicted model, not a curated record